UGCAAGGUGCAGGUACUCUUUCUAUUGUGCUCCACUGAUGUAAUACGAAUAAAACGCUGAAAAAAGAUGCAUUCAGACGCGAGAUUGCUGAAUCCGUUUGAAAUUAUAGUAGGAACGUAUGAGCAAUAUUUACUUGGCUACAAAGUGCACAACAUCGUAAAUGAGUAUAAAAUAGAGAAAAGCUUUGCAACUCACAGCCAUGUUUCAAGUAUACGUGCUGUCGCCAGUAGUAAAUACUAUCUAGCUUCAGCUGGUGCCGAUGAAACGGUAUGUCUAUACGAUAUGCGUUACAGACAAGAGUCUGGCAAAUUAAUGCAUCAUAAAGAUACUAUCAAUUGCAUUGCAUUUACUCCAGAAGGCUCGCAUUUAUUCGCUUGCAGUAAUGACGGAAGUAUAACUGCUGUUCGUUGUGGCAAUUGGCAACUAGAGAAAGUCUGGCCGACCGCACACAAGGGCUCAGCUGUCAAUACUCUGGCUAUUCAUCCGACAGGGAAGCUAGCUCUGUCCACUGGAGAAGACGGCGUGCUUAGGACAUGGAAUCUAAUCAAGGGCAGACCAGCUUAUGCCAUUAACUUGGUAUCCAAACUGAAAUCUAGCGCUAAAUGGAUAACUAUUAUUAAAUGGAGUCCGAACGGUGAAAAAUAUCUGAUAGCUGUCAAUGGAAGUAUCUAUAUUUAUUCUGUAGAAUCGGCUGGAAUAGAUAAGGAACUCACAUUUGACUCGAAAGUUAUUUGCGUUGAGUUCUUGAAGGACGAUUUAAUCGCAGUCGGUUUCGAGAACGGGGAUAUAAAGUUUUGUGAUCUUAGAACCUCUCUGCAUACAAUGAAUACGAAGGCGCAUAGCAUGAGAGUGAAAUGUAUCGCACAUAUGAAUGAUCUGUUGGUUAGCGCCUCUAGUUCCGGAGAGAUCAAACUUUGGAGAUAUAACAGACAUAGUUUGGAUAUGUUGCAAACCGUUAAUUGUGGUGCCAGAAUUACUUGCCUGUCUUUAGCACAAACAUACAAAGAUUUAGUGCAGAAGGAAGAAGUUAAAUCGGACGAAGAAAAGGAAAUAAAAAAGACGAAUAGGCUCAGAUUGAAGCAGGAAGUUAUUAUUAUUGAAAAUGAAGAGGAUUUAGUCGCAAAUAUUAGAAAUCCUAAAGAAAGAACGCAAGAAAAGAAAUAUAAAAAGAAGAGAACUCUGGAAGAUGCUCAAGAUAAUAUUCAGCAUUCAAAGAAGAAAGUUCUAAAAGUAAAAGAGGCUGUCGUUUCAAAGAAGAAGAGGGAUAGGUCGUCACAGAUGGAAGAUGUUAUCGAUAAACCUAAGAAGAAAAAGAAAUUCUUAAAAGCGAACGAAACAAAUCCUUCUAAUAAAAAACGGAAAGAGAAUUCUGCAUCGCACAUCACUUCGUCAGUGAAGAAGAUUAAAAAGUCGAAUAAAAUUGAAGAACCAUCUUUCUCUCGCAAAAAACACAAAGUAAAAUUAUCAAUGACAGAUGAAGACGCUCCACCUAGAAAGAUAAAGAAAAAAGCAAAUUCGGGGAAAGGAGUUGUACCAAAAAAGAAAAAGAAGAAAAUAACAGGAUAAAUUAGGAUUCAAUUGUGAGA
Molecule: messenger RNA, 1586 nt
Organism: Trachymyrmex septentrionalis
Lineage: Eukaryota; Metazoa; Arthropoda; Insecta; Hymenoptera; Formicidae
Product: p21-activated protein kinase-interacting protein 1-like
Exons: 3
Coding region: 67-1566 (499 amino acids)
Molecular function (GO): protein binding
Source: RefSeq, a predicted model, not a curated record